GAGUUUAGUUUUGAAAACAAGAGGCUCGCCGGCACUCGGUCUUCGCGCUUGUCCUGUAAACGUAGGAGUUUUGAGUCGUGUGACUAAUAAUUAGUCUAGAGAGAAAGAAAAAGAGACGGAAAGAGAGAGAAAGAGAGAGAGAGAGAGAGAGAGAGAGAGAGAGGAAAGACAGUGGUUACGUAUCUCUUUCUUCGUAUAGGAAGAGAGAGACAGAGAGGAGACGGACGCGUUGCGAGCCGGUAUUCCCAUCUACUCGCGUGUUCUCUCCAUUUACAUAUUGUUUCUUUUUUAUCCAACUUCCUCUUCCCUUUCUCCUUCUUCUUCGUUCGAUUUCCUUCGUAUAAUUUCUAAUCUCCGAUAUUAUAAUAAAGAACGACGAAAAUUGACUACGAAGAUAAAAGAAAAAGAGGAAGAGAAAAAGAGAGAAAGAGAAAGAGAAAGAAAGAGAAAUAAAUAAAGAUGGACCCUCUUCGCGAGCAAGUGAUGAUCAAUCAAUUCGUACUGGCUGCCGGUUGUGCCAGAGAACAAGCAAGGCAAUUCUUACAAGCUACUCAUUGGCAAUUCGAGAUGGCACUCAGUCUCUUCUUCCAAGAAGUAGCGAUACCUUCUUGUGCUCAGCCUGGUACUCCUUUUGGUCAAAUCACACCGUGCAAUACACCAGCAACGCCACCGAAUUUUCCAGAGGCGUUGGCUGCAUUUUCCAAAAUGUCGGCUGGUGAAAAAACUCCCACAGGCAUGUCUCCGAGCCAAAACGGGUUGCAACAAAGUUCAACGGCGACAGUGGCGCAGCACCACGGGGUCCGGUGUAGCAUCUCCGGCAAUGCACAACAGCAAGUUGUACCGAGCCAACAACAAUUUGGCUUGGGUGAAUUACAGAGAUAAGGAAAAAAGAAGAUGCGAGCCGAUAGGAGGAUGCGUCUUAUCAAGCGUUUGUACGAAGAUGUAGAGAAGAAAGGAAAGAAAAAGAUGAUGAUAAUAAUAACGAUGAUGAUGAUGAUGAUGAUGAUGAUAAUGAUAAUGAUGAUGAUAAUGAAAAAGAAAAAAAAAACUAUGAUGAUGAUGACAGUGAUCGUAAGAGAUGGUAGAAAAAACUCGAUCCUCGAUAUGGUGUUUCACAAAGCAAGAAAAAAAACAAACAAAAUAAAAAAAAAUAUUGCUUGGUUCUCCUAUGGCUAAUAACAUACACUGGCGACUACGACACAGUGUAGUAGCCUCUCACGUGAUUUUCCCUCUAGCGGAAAAUGCACAACUAACGACGACGAUGUACGAGCGAAUUCGAACAAAGCCGAGCAAAGCCGAACGAAACCGAACAAGAAUCACAUUAGCGUUUCUAUUGCUCGGACUCGUUCGAAUUUCAUUUCUUUGUAUUUGUUUUCUCUCUCUCUCUCUCUCUCUCUCUCUCUCUCUCUCUUUCUCUCUUUAUUAUAGUCUUCUUAUAAAACUAUUUUACUCUCUCUUUUAUCAAACGUCUUGUCGUGCUGUCUCACAAAAAAAUUGCAGUCGUUUUCUACUCGUUUUUAUUCCCCUUACUUUUCAUUGAUUUUGUUUUCUUUUUUUCUUCUUUUUAAAAGGAACGGUAAUGUUCCUACAACUAUGAAAGACAGAAAUACCCUUUAGUGUUUAUCGAGAACAAUAGUACGUAAUCUACAGAGAGUACGUGUAGUGUGUGAUUUGAUGUAAAAAAGACAGGAGUAGCUUGUCGAAGCCACGAUUUAAAAAAAAAAAAAGGAGGUAAAAAAAUUCACGAAAUGGCUUCGUAAAGUACUCGCUGUUUUGUUUCACUUCGUUUAUUUCAUGUUUGAUUAAGAAUAUGUCAAAACGGUAGGCUUGUAUAAAUACGUACGCGUUCACUGGGGAGCUUUCCAGCGAUUACAUGGAAGGCUGUGAAAACAAAAUAAAAACUACGAAAGAUGGAGGUUCCUCGUCUCCACGUGACGCGAAUACGAAAAAAUUAAUUCGAAAAAGCGACAACAAUUCUCGAUUUUCUUUUAUCAUGAGUUUGAGAAUCAGCUGGAAUUUGAGAUAGGGCUGUUCGUUAAAUUCGAAUUACCCGCCGUCUAACUCGCCUGACAAAGAGUAGCACCAUCGUAGCAGAAACCUGUCAAUUUUUUUUCAAUAUGAACUUUAUUUAAAGAACAACGUCACGCGAUUGUAAAAUUGUAAAGAUCGCUUUUUUUUUUUUUUUUUUUUUUUUUUUUUU
Molecule: messenger RNA, 2200 nt
Organism: Vespa velutina
Lineage: Eukaryota; Metazoa; Arthropoda; Insecta; Hymenoptera; Vespidae
Product: UBA-like domain-containing protein 2
Exons: 4
Coding region: 460-882 (140 amino acids)
Molecular function (GO): protein binding
Source: RefSeq, a predicted model, not a curated record